Podarcis muralis (Common wall lizard) is the source of this 2595-nucleotide messenger RNA. NCBI's taxonomy places the organism in Eukaryota, Metazoa, Chordata, Lepidosauria, Squamata, Lacertidae. The record is from RefSeq and is a predicted model, not a curated record.
AUGGUAGCAUUUGUGGUGUUGCUGCUGGCACUGCUUCCUGAAAUGACAUGCAAGACUCACAUUGUGAAGUGUCAUGUCCAUGAUCCACACCCUCCACUUCACAAGUAUCACCAGUCAGGAGACCUCAUCCUUGGUGGCCUAGCUUCUCAGAUCUUCAUAAUCUCCAAACAAUUAUCCUUCACUGAAGAACCUCCACCAACAUUGUUUGAAGAACUUAUUGUAGUGCCUAAGAAUUACCAGCACAUCCUUGCCUUGGCAUUUGCAGUAAAGGAGAUCAAUGGCAACCCUCAGAUCUUAUCCAAUACAACCUUGGGCUUCCACAUCUUUGACAGCUAUUUCAUAGCAAGGGGGACUUAUCAUGCCACACUGCUCCUUACGUCCAGCCCAGACAGAUUCGUCCCAAACUACAAAUGUGACACUCAGAAUGAUUUGAUAGCCGUCAUUGGGGGACUUGACCCCCUAACCUCUCUUCAUGCAGCAACAGUCUUGGAUAUCUACAAAAUUCCACAGCUCACAUAUGGUCCUGCUCCCAUCAUGCAUGAUAAAACUCCAGGCCUCUCCUUCUACCAAAUGGUCCCCCAGGAAGCCCUUCAGUAUGAGGGGAUUCUCUCCUUACUUCUGCAUUUCAGGUGGACAUGGAUUGGGCUCCUUACGAUGGAACUUGAGAAUGGAGAACAAUUUGUGCAGAGAGUGGUUCCAAUGUUUUCCUCCAGUGGUAUCUGUUUUGCCUUCAUAGAAAGAAUCCCCAAAGUAUCUUUCAUCACCGAAGCUAAAGACUUGUUACAAGAGGGUGCAAAAAUACAUGAUAAAGUAAUGGGUAGCAAUGCCAAUGUUAUAGUCGUCUAUGGAGAAUCUUACUCAAUGAUAUUUCUUAGAUGGUUUCCAUAUUUAUCAGAAGAAGAAGAGAUGGGAGAGGAUGCAAGAGGUAAAGUGUGGAUAAUGACAGCCCAGAUGGAGCUGACUUCUGCAGUUUAUCAAAGGACUUGGGAUACACAAAUAAUCCAUGGGGCUCUGUCUUUCACAAUUCACUCUAAUGCUCUACCAGAAUUUCACAAAUUUCUUGAACACAUAAGUCCCUCCACCACAAAUGGUGAUUAUUUCAUCAAGGACUUCUGGCAACAAGCCUUUGCUUGUGUCUUCCCUAGUACAGUCACAGAUGUUAUGGAUCCAAAUAUUUGCACUGGAGAGGAGAACCUGGAAAUGCUUCCUACACCUUUUUUUGAAAUGAGCAUGACGGGCCAUAGCUACUGUAUAUACAAUGCUGUUUAUGCCAUGGCCCAUGCUCUCCAUGUCAUGUCCUCAUCCAGACUCAAUUCAAGAUUACUGGAAGACAAUAUGAAGCUGACAUCUCAGGUUUAUCAGCUGUGGCAGUUUCAUCAUUUCCUCAGAGGAGUGUCAUUUAAUAAUAGUGCGGGAGACAAAUUUUCCUUCAACCAGAAGGGGGAGUUGGAAGCUGGGCUUGAUAUUAUUAAUUGGAUUGCUUCGCAAAACCAAUCCUUUCAUAAAGUUGAAGUUGGGAGAAUGGAUCCCCAGACAUCUUCGGGGAAAAUGUUCACCAUCCAUGAGGAUGCUAUAACAUGGCACAAGUGGUUUAAUCAGUUCAACCUAAUACCCACGCCUUGUAUCUUAUCGCUUAUUUACCCCUCACCUGGCCUCAGGUAUCAUGCACAUGGGAAUGCAAACACUAAUUUCAAUAUGAGUGAUUGUUCCACAUGUUCAGAACAAACAUAUCCAAAUAAAAACCAUGAUUUAUGUAUUCCCAAGGAAAUAAGCUUCUUGUCUUUUGAAGAACCUGUGGGGCUAAGUUUAGCCCUUUCUGCUCUUUCCUGUUCUUUGGUCACCAUUCUAGUUCUCUUCACAUUUAUGAAGAACCACAACACUCCCAUUGUCAAAGCUAACAACCAGCAGCUCACCUACAUGCUUCUCCUCUCCCUCCUGCUCUGCUUCCUUUCUGCAUUGCUAUUCAUUGGACAGCCUCAGAAGGUGACGUGUCUCCUCCGACAAACUGCUUUUGGCAUCGUCUUUUCAGUGGCUGUUUCUUGUGUGCUGGCAAAAACCCUCACUGUGGUUCUGGCUUUCAUGGCCACCAAGCCAGGAUCCAGAAUGAGGAAAUGGGUGGGAAAGAGGCUGGCCAAUUCCAUUGUACUUUCUUGCUCCCUUAUACAAGGAAGCAUUUGCAUUGUGUGGCUGGCAAUCUUUCCUCCGUUGCCAGAGGCUGAUGUACAUUCAGUGGCUGAACAAAUUAUACUUGGAUGUAAUGAGGGGUUUGUGACAAUGUUUUACUGUGUCCUUGGCUAUAUUGGCUUCCUGGCCAUUGCCAGCUUCAAUUUGGCCUUCCUUGCCAGGAAGUUACCCGACACGUUCAAUGAAGCCAAGUUUAUCACUUUUAGCAUGUUAGUGUUUUGCAGUGUGUGGUUAUCCUUUGUUCCAACCUACUUGAGCACCAAGGGGAAAUACAUGGUAGCUGUGGAGAUCUUUUCUAUCUUAGCCUCCAGUGCUGGAUUGUUGGUCUGCAUCUUUUCUCCCAAAUGCUACAUUAUUUUGUUGAAGCCUGAAUUGAACAGAAGGGAACAGCUAAUACGAAGAACCAAUUGA